AUGCGAAUCCAAUUGUCCUCAAGCUGGGCUGGCGGUCACAAUUUGAUUGAUGUUACACGGUUGGCAAAUGCUGCAGCAUUGAAAGACUAUCCGUCUUAUGUCUUAAAGCAAUCUAAAAAGUGGUCAGAAUUAAAAAAUGAAGAGAUGCGGUCGUCCACAACACCAAAUGUCCAACGAAUCGAUGUUGCUUUCACUGGUUUUCCAAAGUCUGAUGCUGUUCUUAGCAUGGCGAAAGGUGUCUCGACGCCAUAUGACUGCGCUAAACACCUUUCACAGCUUUUGCGGGACCGUAGUGUUCUUGCUCUUGUUAACGGUAUGCCAUAUGACAUGCAUAGACCCCUGACUUGCGAAUGUGAAUUGGACUUCAUUCAUUUCAAAGAUAUUCACCACGACCCUACUCCUGCCAAUCUCGCUUUUUGGCGGUCAUCUCAAGUUCUUCUGGCUGCCGCACUGGUAUCCUCGUUCCGCAAGGAAUAUGAACUAAGCGUUUUGGACUUCCCGCAAACCUCCCUCGAGUCCGGCAGCUUCGUAGUUGAUGUACGGCUCAAAGCACCGCCAUCGGCACCGCAGAUUGCCGAUUGGAAACCUGCGCCACAGGAUUUGCGUGCCAUCUCCGAGCGGGCCCAACGAAUAGCUAAUGCUAGCCUGCCUUUCGAGGUAGUGGAAACUUCCGCUAGUCAAACCGCAACCAUUCUUGAAGAUCCACAGCGAAUGCAAGUACUGGCUGCGGAAGCCACUGCUGAGGCCGCUUCAAAGUCCUUCAGUUUGUACAGGCUGGGAGAUUACGUUCAGGUUUAUCCUGGGCCUCCCCUGAUAGCUUCCAGUGGUCUAAUUGGGCGCUUCUCCUUGACAUCGAUGAAAUGCCUUGGACGCCUCUCGCCAGCCUUCUGCGGUCCAGCUGAAAAUGAAAACCAGAUGGUUUACAGGGCGCAGGGCAUUGGCAUGCCUACUGCCUUUCUGACCCAUUUCACCACCUUUGACAUUCUCAUGCGAAGGGCCAGGGAGACAAAUCCGGAGGCCCCAGCCACCCCAAUUUAUCUGGCAUCCUCGUAG
Molecule: messenger RNA, 1053 nt
Organism: Dibothriocephalus latus
Lineage: Eukaryota; Metazoa; Platyhelminthes; Cestoda; Diphyllobothriidea; Diphyllobothriidae
Source: the annotation of a GenBank genome assembly